Molecule: messenger RNA, 1063 nt
Organism: Lemur catta (Ring-tailed lemur)
Lineage: Eukaryota; Metazoa; Chordata; Mammalia; Primates; Lemuridae
Gene: ARHGDIA
Product: Rho GDP dissociation inhibitor alpha
Exons: 6
Coding region: 116-730 (204 amino acids)
Biological process (GO): Rho protein signal transduction
Cellular component (GO): cytosol; cytoplasm; membrane
Molecular function (GO): protein binding; Rho GDP-dissociation inhibitor activity
Source: RefSeq, a predicted model, not a curated record
GAAGUGACAGGCCGGCGGGCGGCGGCCGACGACGUUCGUCACUCGGUGCGGGAGGGAGGGAGUGAGAGCCGCGCGGCCGACCCUCCGGUGUCACAGACCCAGGCUAGAGGUGAGCAUGGCGGAGCAGGAGCCCACUGCAGAGCAGCUGGCGCAGAUUGCCGCUGAGAACGAGGAGGAUGAGCACUCGGUCAACUACAAGCCCCCAGCCCAGAAGAGCAUCCAGGAGAUCCAGGAGCUGGACAAGGACGACGAGAGCCUGCGCAAGUACAAGGAGGCCCUGCUGGGCCGCGUGGCCGUCUCUGCAGACCCCAACGUCCCCAACGUCAUCGUGACCCGCCUGACCCUGGUGUGCAGCUCAGCCCCAGGCCCCCUGGAGCUGGACCUGACAGGUGAUCUGGAGAGCUUCAAGAAGCAGUCUUUUGUGCUGAAGGAGGGUGUGGAAUACCGGAUAAAAAUUUCCUUCCGGGUGAACAGAGAGAUCGUGUCGGGCAUGAAGUACAUCCAGCACACGUACAGGAAAGGCGUCAAGAUCGACAAGACCGACUACAUGGUGGGGAGCUACGGGCCCCGGGCCGAGGAGUAUGAGUUCCUGACCCCCAUGGAGGAGGCGCCCAAGGGCAUGCUGGCUCGCGGCAGCUACAACAUCAAGUCCCGCUUCACAGACGAUGACAAGACUGACCACCUGUCCUGGGAGUGGAAUCUCACCAUCAAAAAGGAGUGGAAGGACUGAGCCCCAGCCUGGGAGGCGGGCAGGGCGGACGGACAGGCAGACGGACGGACGUGCCCCAUCUCUACCCCAGCCCCUACCCACCCCAUACCAAAGUGCUGACAGGGCCCCUCCCCGGCCGUCACCUCACCCUGGUCUGCCUCUGGGUCUGGCUCAGCCGGAGCUCCUCCACCUGCCCCUCCUCAGCCCUCCAGCCCGCAGGCCCCCAGCCUCCUCGGUGGUCUCGUGUCUUGUUGCUGCUUUUGCCUGUGCUGUGGGGGAGAGAGGCUCCGGCCCCAGCCUCUGCUGCCCUUUCUGUGUCCCUCUGGGUCCCCUCUACCUGUCAUGCCUGAGGCC